This is a messenger RNA of Linum trigynum, 2234 nucleotides long. The record is from the annotation of a GenBank genome assembly. NCBI's taxonomy places the organism in Eukaryota, Viridiplantae, Streptophyta, Magnoliopsida, Malpighiales, Linaceae.
UCGUAAGUCUUGCUUGUAGAGCCCUUUUCUUCCACCUUUAAAGCUCCCAAGAUCUCUUUAAACCUCUUAAAUCUUCUCUUGGCCCAUGGUCCAUGUAGAGAUCUAAUUUAAGCUCGAGUGACGUCAUGUGGGGUGAGCUGGUUCGCAUCAGCUUCCUCUUCCUCUGCCGCAUUGUUCAGUUGAUGAGCUUGGGCUCCAUCUUGCCUUUGGUUCCCCGCCAUUUCUACUACAACGACAAUUUCAACUUCCACUUCUUCAACUUCUUCUCAAUUAACAUCGGGACCCAAAUGUUGUCCCCUUACUUCACUCCUUCUCCUUGCCUCCGCUAGCUCUCUCUCCCUUGAUAGGAGACGGAGAGUUCAGUUUAUGUCCUCGUCAAGUGGUAGCAAAGGUGUCGGGUUACUCCGAGUCAUGCACCACCUACACACAAUUGGAAAACACACCAAGUCUAGCAUAAGCAAAGCACACACACUUUCAAAACUGGAAAUUAAAAAGCUAGAUUAACACCAAACAACUUUUGCAAGAUAACACACCGUUGUCCUCGGCAACGGCUCCAAAAACUUGACUCGUCCAGAAUACCAAAACAAUCUCCCCCCUAAGGUCCAAGUAAAAACUUUAGUCGGGUGCAGUAUAGGAUAAGUAUGUUUAAAUAUCAACUCGAGCUGGUCCGUCUACCCCUACUUCAGUCAUUUGAAUCAAUAUCUAGCAACAAAGUUUUGGUUGAAAAGUUUGAUAAUUAAAGUAAAACAAGACAAAGGUGAAUGGUUUUGAAAGCUCGUUUGUGGAAGGAUCACUCGGGUGUCGCUUCCCCUAACUACUACCAUGGUAUGUGAACCGAAAUAAUUGCUAUAGGCAAGGUGAUCGCUAACCGCUAGGGGACGCAAAUAUGGUCGUAGACCACACUCGUGAUUGCUAAACCAAGGCAUGCAUUAUAGGCUUUCCCUAGGCCCUCUCGAUUUAGGCAAUCAAUGGUUGACUUACUCCCUCACUAAACCCAAGGGUUGGCCGGCUUAAUCGCGCUUAACCAAAUUGCUUAAUCCAAUAUUGAGGUUUGCCCUAAAUUAACCUAGUUAGAAGACUUGAAAAGCCCUAGGGAUACCAACUCGAUUGAGACUCCCUUGGACCUCUCUAGACUAGGUUAAGUGGCAAAUUAGAUUGCUAAGCAUAAACAUGCACAAUCCUUAGGUUGCUAAGCAUAGACAUGCACAAACCUAAGGAUGCUAAGCACAAACAUACACAAUCAAGAUGAAUAAUACCUCAAACAUUUGGAUUAAACAAUACCCAAUGACAAUCAUUCAUUUCACAUAAAAUAAAACUACAUGGUAGAGUUAGUGUUUCACAACACGCAAGUGAAAAGAAUUCUACUCCAUGCUAGAGAUGGGAGAAACACAAGGAGAAGGGGUAGAAACCAUCUUGGAGGAGGCUUCCAAUCUUCUUGGCCCUUUUGUUGAACUUUCCUUGGAGGAAAUCUUCCCAAAAUCCACCUUGGAGCAAAACCCUAGCCUCCUUCUUCUUUGUUUCGUGUUUCUCUCUCUAGAAACUAGAAGAAGGCUUUCUCACACAAAUGGGCUCUCCCCUCUCUCUUCCUUUCAGAUUAGCUUUUAAACAGGGAAUGGGCUGUCUUCACGGCCCCAGUUCACGGCCGUGAACACUGAAACGCUUCCGUGAACUCCAAUUGGGCGCCUAAACACACCACUUUGCUUCCUUGUGUUCACGAUCCACAGAUCCUGUUCAUGGUCUUAGUGACCGUGAACACGUCUUGCGUCAGUAACUUACAUUUGGGCUCUGGACGCCUCAAGGUUAACGGCCAAUGGUUCUUCUUCACAAUCAAGUAAACUGUGAACAUCCCAAGAAAACCGUGAUCUCACACCCUUUUUCACCUCUUCUCUCGGGUUUCGAUCCUUUUCGUCCAACUUUCGACUCCGAGGCUGGUUUCACCUGUUAAAUCCUGAAACCCUAAAACACGAGAAACCUAGAGUAAAACCAACCUUUUAGGAGCGAAGUUGCCACAUACGACUAAGGAAAACGGGGGCAAAACAUGUACAUUUAGGCCCGAAUCAAAGGCUGGCUUUGAAGUAUCGAGCAAGACGGGUGAUGUAGGGACCCAUCGAUGUGACAUAACGAUGGUUUCCCCCCUUGGACCUGGCAAAAGAAGUGGCAAUGACUGAACCUAGGUGCAUAGUGCUAGAUAGGUCCACCAUGCAAGAACAAGCCAAUAAGAUUCUUUCGGUUAU